GUACCCCGCAUCGAUCAUGCAGGUACGCGGCAUCUGGACUUUGCGACGCGUCGGCAGAUGACCCAUAAUUUCUACGCCGCCGAACUCUCCGCAACAUCACCUCCUACACUCCGCACUCUACUAUGCCACACGUCGAAGUGCUCCCAAACUCCACGGCGACCGUCGCACCUGGAUGGACUUAUGUCGUCGACACAGGCUACGACCCCUCCAAAGUCGCCAUCAACCCCAAGAACAAGAAGCGCGCUGCCGCAGCAACACCUGGCGGUCAACGGGCAGAAAAUGAACUCUCUGCGCGACAACAGACAGCCAUAGCUCGACGCAUAACAGAACUAGAACGCGACAACGACCCCAAGCAGCUUAUCACGAUACCCGGGAAGCCGAGCGUGCCGAAGACACAAAAUGCAAGGAGGAUCAUACAAUACCAGCGGCAGAUCAAGCAUUGGCUCGACGAUGAAGAGGCGCAAUUAGGGCAAACGACAACUACAUCAAGGGGAAGCGUGUCUCAACCCACAGGAGGAAGGGGAGCCGCACAAGCCUUGCGAAGGCAAAGCACGUUCGCUUCUGUGCCUGCGACGCCAGUAGAAGCAACACCAGGGCCUCCAACAAUAGCGCAAACGCCAUCGCGACUCGAGGAUGCAAAUGCAGACGACGCGCUGCUCUCUAUCGACGACUCCAUACCCGCGCCAUUGAAUCCCGCUGAGCUCGAGGCUCUACUUGCCGCGCCGCCGCUUUCCUACGCUGCAAGCCACGCUGCGCCUCCUCCCACUGGCGGUCCACCUCAGAGACAGUUUUGCGACAACUGCGGAUACUGGGGACAGAUCAAGUGUCGCAAGUGUGGAGCGCGGGUAUGUGGAUUGGAGUGUAAAGACGCGCACGAGGCAACACGGUGCUUGAAGUGGGCAUGAGAACAGAAGGCGACUGAAAAUAGCAUUGCAAUGGCAUUGGUAUGCUUUACGAUACCCAGAUAGUUUGAUCUAUCUACAGAGCAACCUUUUGCUCAAUACACGAAUUCUUCUCCGACGAGCUUCUCACUCAGUUUCCACAGCUUCUCUGGAUCUUCCGGGUUCGUG
Molecule: messenger RNA, 1070 nt
Organism: Alternaria rosae
Lineage: Eukaryota; Fungi; Ascomycota; Dothideomycetes; Pleosporales; Pleosporaceae
Exons: 1
Coding region: 123-905 (260 amino acids)
Biological process (GO): chromatin remodeling
Cellular component (GO): Swr1 complex
Molecular function (GO): nucleosome binding
Source: RefSeq, a predicted model, not a curated record